GUUCUCAUAUUCUGCCUACAAUCACCGCCAUAAUUCUUCAAUACAAUUGAAUACAAUUGCGACCCGCGCCAAUGCGUAGUCAACCUUGGAUGAAUUAAUCUUUUCUUCGAACAACUGUCGCAAGUAGCUUAUAUCAGGUUCUCGCACAAUGGAUCCGCCAAAUAUUUCACCCCAGUUAGAUCGGCUGGACGAUGAACUCGAUAACCUCGAGGAAGCCCUACAGCCCAUCCUUGGCAACAUCUCGGAUGUCGCUAAUAAGCUACCCCUACUCGACAAGGCCAAGCUUUACGUACUUGCGACCUAUUCCAUAGAAUCGAUGAUCUUUUCUUCCCUUCGACUUAAUGGUGUCGAGGCAAAAGAACAUCCCGUCUUCAAGGAACUCGCCCGCGUACGGCAAUACUUUGACAAGAUCAAGAAGAUCGAAACCCCUCCGGAAAAACCAGAGCAGACCCUGAACAAGGAAGCCGCUAUUCGAUUCAUCAGAGCCGACUUGGCCGAGAAUAAUAACAAGGUUGUCAAUACCAAGCUAAGCGAGAUGAUCGCGAAGGAACGCGCUAAAGCCGCCCUAAAGGCUGCUCAAGCAAGUAGCAAGCGAAAGGCCGAAACAUCCAUCCCACCAGUAGAGCCCAAUACCGAAUCCAAUGCCGGGGAUGUUGACUCGGAAGUUUCGCGGAAGAAAAAGAAAGAUAGGAAGGAAGAAAAGAAGCAUAAAGACAAGAAAAAUAAGAAAUCUCCCAAGUGAGGUAUGGAAUUCGUGGGCGUUGCCAUCAAAAACGAAACUUGCAGCACCAUUAUCCACCACGGCUUCCGUUUCCACUGAUGGAAGUCAAGGUGCGAAUUAGGCGGGUCGAACAAGUGCUUUAUAAUCUAUGAUGUGUUGUACCGAGAUAUGCUAAGUCGGGGAACUAAUUUCACGCCCUAGCAAGGCGAGUGAAGGAGAGCGAAGGGCCCUCGAACCAAAUGAGCUUAGCAGAUUGCCGAUGCUCCUACAAACACAAGGUCACCAGACUACGAUACUAGAGGCAGCCGAGCCGUUAAUAUUAGGUAGAUAAAUCAUUACCCAGUAGCGCUAGGCUCAUCUGACCAAGGUAGGUGAUGUUAUUGCUGCGCACUGCCUCUACCAAACCUGUCGUAAGGCUCGAUACUGGCCUCGCUAUCAUUAUAGUCAUACAUAUACCAACACAAUAAAACGCAA
Molecule: messenger RNA, 1195 nt
Organism: Daldinia vernicosa
Lineage: Eukaryota; Fungi; Ascomycota; Sordariomycetes; Xylariales; Hypoxylaceae
Product: Sas10/Utp3/C1D family-domain-containing protein
Exons: 2
Coding region: 149-742 (197 amino acids)
Biological process (GO): regulation of gene expression; maturation of 5.8S rRNA
Cellular component (GO): nucleolus; exosome (RNase complex)
Molecular function (GO): DNA binding; RNA binding
Source: RefSeq, a predicted model, not a curated record